UAUGUGGGAUAUGUUUAAAGGAACAGUGAUACAUUUGAAGACUGAAAUAUCAGUAAAAGGAGUUCUACUAAGCUUAGCAGGAGUAACGUUUAUUAGUAUAUAUGGGAUGGAUCAAGAAAAACUGCAAAACCUUAAACCAUUUGUGGACUUUGGGGCUCAAGUGGUUGCACUCCUUAGUGGUUCAGUUGUUAUCGUCUUGAAACUCUCAAGCAUUUCAUCACUAAAACGGCUAUGGCAGAGCUACAAGGGUGGCUCAUUGAAAGAAAAACUGAAAAAAUCCCUCAAUGAAGAGGAAGAAUUGAAGGAACUGAGCCAAGGAGAAGAGAUAGACGUGGAGGUUACAAUAGAUGAGGAAGAAUACCAUGCAGUUCUUUGGAACCUUAUCCUCUUGAAUGUAAAAGGUAAAUCAAUGAAGAAUGAUAAAAGUCAGCGAAGGCACUCAGUAUGCUGUGAACGAGAUGUCUCUGAAGACAGAAGUAAAACAGUAGUUGUAAAAGGUAAACCAAUGAAGGAUGCUAGAAUAAAGCGCAGGCACUCAGUAUGCUGUGAACGAGAUAUUCCUGAAGACAUAGAUGUGAAAGAAAUAAACCGGAUAGCAGCUCGUUGGGCAGCUUUCAAAAAAGAAAAAGAAAUUGCUCGUCAGUGCAGGCUGUUAAUCGAUGGUGGAACACGUGCCUUAAGAGAUGUAUUCGAUUCUAUCCAUUCACCAAGCUCUCUUCACAGCACACUACUCAGUACAAAAAUACUUUCUACUCUUAAGGGCCUGAGAGCAGAGAAGAAUCUAUCCGAACAACAGUGGGACAGACUCUAUCCUGCUAGCAGAAGCAAAGCUGUCACUUCAGCAGAUUUUGACAUUACACUGUUAUUUGUACUGUUGCGUAAUAUAUGUGGUCUAACACCCCCACCAACGGGAUGGGACAAGCCUCCUGCAGCUACAGACCUGAGUAGAGAAGCUGAUUUGGCUCGAGUCAAAUAUUAUAGAAAUGAACUUUAUGAACACAUCACAGAAACAGCUGUUAGUGACUGUGAUUUUGAGAAAUACUGGAGUGAGAUCUCAGAUGUGUUGGUGAGACUAGGUGGACCUCAUUACAAACCAGAGAUCGAGAGAUUCAAAAUAGAAGCAAUGGACCCUGAAGAUGAAAAAUAUUUCAUUGGAGCACUUAAGGAGUGGGAAGAAAUGGAGCUAAAAUUAAAAUUACUUCCUAAGAGGGCGAAAAGAGAUUCAGCUGAAGGUAAAACAAUGAGGGAUACUAAAAGUCAGCAUAGGGACUCAGUAUGCUAUGAACGAGAUGCUCCUGAAGAUAGCAGUAAACCAAUGGAUGUACAAGUUAAAGAGACAUUGCUUCUCCUCUCCUGUCGUCUCUUCUUCUGUCUUCUCAUUGUUAACAAUAUCCACGAAGCACUAGACAGUGAAUUACCAAUGCCACAAAAAGAUGAAGAGUUCAAAAAACCAUGGGAAUCAAGUGAGCUACUUGAUCUAAUAACAUCGUCCGAUAACUCUAAAGAUCAUCGUGAAAGGAUCAGAAAGAUGAAGUUAAAACUGAAAAAUGAUUACUAUGAAAAAAAGGCUAUAGAACUUAAUCGUAUACGAGUAAUUCAAGAAAAGUUGAAUGGGAAUUUGCACUUUCUAAGAAGUAUAACAUGCUGUCAACAACAAGGAACAAGAGUCUAACGGAAAUUAAACCUACCACUUUAACAAGUCACUUUAAAGAUCACUUCAGGAAGAGAGAAGAUAUUGAUAUGCCCGAAGAACUUGUACACCCUGAAAGGUAUCCAGAACUAUUCAACGAUUAGAAAAUGGAUAUAAAUUCAGAUCCACCUA
Actinia tenebrosa (Australian red waratah sea anemone) is the source of this 1822-nucleotide messenger RNA. RefSeq lists its product as uncharacterized. NCBI's taxonomy places the organism in Eukaryota, Metazoa, Cnidaria, Anthozoa, Actiniaria, Actiniidae. Gene Ontology annotation, molecular function: protein binding. The record is from RefSeq and is a predicted model, not a curated record.